AUGGAGAUGGAGAUGGAAGGUGAGAAAAUCUUCGAGGUCGACCUCGGUAACCUAAUGGCGUUCGACUCUCAUCAUCCUUUUCCUUCCCAACAACAAUCCAGGGUUGAACUGGUGAAUGAGUGUUUACAGAAAGGUACUGAGUUAGUUCAAGCUAUAGCUGAUUCUCUCUUUACUUUGCCAUCAACAGAAGAUAUUGAUGGACCCCUUGUUAAAUUGCCUCCACCAACCACCAGAUUACCCAGAGAAAAACAUUUCCCAAGGCCCAAGCCUCCUACUAAAUGGGAAACUUUUGCACAAAAGAAAGGCAUUAAGAAUAGGAAGAAAGACAAAGUUGUUUUUGAUGAGCAAUCUGGAACGUGGAAACGCAGACAUGGGUAUGACCGUGCCAAUGAUGAAGAAGCUAUACCUAUUAUUGAAGCUAAACCAACUGAUGAUCCAGAUGAGGAUCCUUUUGCUAAAAGAAGAGAAAACAAAAAGGGGAGAGUUGAUAAACAGGAGAAAAAUCGGCUACAAAACUUGAAGAAUGCUGCAAAGUUUGGGGCUUUGCCCAGCCAUGUUCAGUUGGCUGCUACAUCUUUGCCCAUAACAGGAACCCAGGCAGCACCAAAGAAAGCUACCAAGGAUGAAUUGGGCAAUGUAGCAGGAAUAGCAGCAACUGCCACAGCUAGUGGUGGGAAAUUUGACAAGAAAUUGCCAGGAGAAAAGCCUGCACAACAUAAAGGAAAAUACCGAAAGUUCUUGCCAGUGGCAGAAGGAACAGGAAUCGGAUCACUUGAGAGGGAGCAAACUGAAAAAAUAUUGAACAAGAUCAUGUCCAAGAAUAACCAUGAUAUACUCAACGUUAACAAGGCUGUCACAGUGCACAAUGUGAAGAAAGAGAAAAACAGGAAGAGUGAUAAAUCCAAGGCCUCAUCAAGCAACAAAUUGAAACCUCAGAAGAAGUCUUUUAAGAAGGGAAAUGCAAAGAAAGGCAACCCAAAAGCACAGUAA
Lathyrus sativus (Indian pea) is the source of this 990-nucleotide messenger RNA. NCBI's taxonomy places the organism in Eukaryota, Viridiplantae, Streptophyta, Magnoliopsida, Fabales, Fabaceae. The record is from the annotation of a GenBank genome assembly.